AUGGAAAAUUUGCCCAAAGAAUUCCUGGCAAUCGACACAGCCCUAAGUCUACAUUACUCUUCAAGCAUCACAACACCAAAAUUAUUCCGGAUAUGCCAGAAAGCAACUUCCCUUGUUGGCAAGAGGAUAGACAGACACACAAUAGAACGCAUCUUAGGUGUGGAUGAGCUGCUCUUCAAAAUCAUCUCCUUUAAAGGCUCCUACGAUUACGGUAUAACGGUGUCCAUUCCAUUGAGCAAAUACGGAACUCUUCUAUUACAGCGGCGUGCUGAAUUUGCGGACAAGGUAUCGAACUUGAAGACUAUUGAGCCCGUCAGUUUGCAAGAAGUGGCCGUUCUCCAGUCGCCGGUCAAAUCAACAUCAUACCGCUCUCCAAGUACAUCGCCCACCAAAAUUGCCAAGGGUAGGCAGUACGAGGGACUCAAAAAGGACCCUUCCAGCUUCUCCUUCAAAGAAAAGAUCAGCGCCGUCCAGAGCUCCAAAGCAGAGGGAUUGUCCUUGCUUGAGCGCAUAAAGCUCAAGGAGCGUUUAAACUCCAACAUUGAUCCGAAGCAGAAAGAGAAAGAAGACUACCACAGCUACAUUCAUUCAAAAUCUUCAAAGAUCUACGACAUUCUUUACGAACUUGCAUCCGCAUCUGGAAGUAUCAACAGGACACCUGUUCCUCAAAGCUUUACAUUGCAAAAACUCAUCUCUAUAAUCAAGGAUUCCUCAGAGUACGAAAUAUCCGAAGAUGACAUUAGCAUUGUGAUAAAAGACCUCGAACGGAAAUUGGGCCCCACGAAGCUCAAGCUAAUAGAACGAGAGCAUGCUAAAGUCAUAAAGGUUUUUAAUUUAGAUAGAGCGGAAGAUCAGAAGGUUUUUCAAAAUAAAUAA
Molecule: messenger RNA, 876 nt
Organism: Candidozyma auris
Lineage: Eukaryota; Fungi; Ascomycota; Pichiomycetes; Serinales; Metschnikowiaceae
Exons: 1
Coding region: 1-876 (291 amino acids)
Source: RefSeq, a predicted model, not a curated record